GCCGAACAGCCAGUAAUCUACGCUACCCGAAAGACAGCCUUCAUUUGUUACUGUACUCGAGGAGGCGGGCCGUAGCGCGUGAUUCUGAAGCCGAGGAAUCCGAUUUCAUCGGCAAAUGAUCAGAGUCCAAGCCAGUCUGUUCGGAAUCCUCAGCGCACGACUAAAAAUCAGCAACUUUCUCCAAUUCCCUUCUUGAGCUGGGGGCGACCUCAUAUUCCCAUCCACCUUCGCUCCUCCUACUUCUCCGUCGCCAAUCGCACACCAAAAAUGGAGGAACCCCACAUCGAGAGGAUGGCGGCUCCACCGGUGAGGAAGGGAUCGCUGAUUAUGCAGCCGAUACAUUGGUUCAGAAUGUUAGGUGAGGAACUCCAUUGGAGUCUCGUGAUGGGGGUUAUCGUGGUUUAUGGGAUUAGUCAGGGUUUUGGAGUUGGGCUCGUCCGAGUUAGUACACAGUACUACAUGAAGGAUGAUCAAAAGCUACUACCCUCUGAAGCUCAGCUCUUUUUUGGCCUCCUUCAGCUACCUUGGAUAGUCAAGCCUUUGUGGGGUCUCCUCACUGAUACUCUCCCUGUUCUUGGCUACCGCAGGCGCCCCUAUUUCAUUUUCGCAGGUUGUUUUACUGCUAUAUCAAUGCUGGCGGUGUCACUGCAGCCACACUUGUCGCUUGGAUAUGCCAUGCUUUUUCUGAUGUCAGGAAGUACUGGGAUGGCGAUUUCGGAUGUUACUAUUGAUGCCUGUGUAACGCAGAACAGUGUAACUCACCCAGCUCUUGCUGGUGAUAUGCAAAGCUUGUGUGGGCUCUCUGCCUCUAUCGGGUCUCUGGUCGGCUUCUCACUCAGUGGCUUCCUGGUUCACCUGGUUGGACCUACGGGUGUGUUUGGGUUUCUGAGUUUUCCAGCAGGCCUAGUCGUUUUGGUUGGGAUGUUGUUACGCGAAGGCAAUUUACAGCGAUCUGUUCACAGAGGGGUACAUGAGAAGUUCGUGGAUGCUGGUAAAGCAAUGUGGAGAACACUAAAAUGUCGAGAAGUGUGGAGACCAUGCUUAUUUAUGUUCUUAUCCAUCUGUGUUAGCUUACAUGUCCAUGAAGGAAUGUUUUACUGGUAUACUGAUGCAGAGGGAGGUCCAUCUUUCUCACAGGAAAUUGUUGGAUCAAUAUUCUCAUUUGGUGCAAUUGGCUCUCUCUCAGGGGUCCUAAUCUACCAAAAUUUUCUGAAGAACCAUCCCCUUCGCGACAUAGUUUUUUGGUCUCAGCUAUUAUUCAGUCUAUCUGGGUUGCUCGACUUGAUGUUGGUUCUUCGUAUUAACUUGAAAAUCGGUUUCCCUGAUUAUUUCUUUGUUGUAAUCGAUGAAGCUGUUUCUCGUAUGAUUGGGAGGGUCAAGUGGAUGCCUCUUCUUGUACUUAGUUCCAAGCUUUGCCCUCCUGGUAUAGAGGGCACCUUCUUUGCACUUCUCAUGUCAAUUGAUCAUAUCGGUCUUCUCUUCUCUACAUGGCUAGGAGGUCUACUCUUGCAUAUGUUGAAUGUCACCAGGACACAGUUUGACAACCUUUGGUUUGCCCUUUUGAUCCGAAGCAUGAUGAGGCUGCUCCCUGUUGCUCUAUUAUUCCUUAUCCCGAGGGCUGAUCCCAAUUUGUCAGUUCUUCCGGCAGAGAUGUUGAAGAUGAAAAAGGGUGAUGAUGACCAGAAGAAUACUGAGAUGGCUUCCCUUAUUGAUGGCAGUUGAAGUAGGGAAGAAUACUGACUCAUUUGCUUAGAGAUCACAGUUAAUGCAGGCCCCUUUACAAUGCCAGGGACCCCCAGACAUUAAAGCUGGAACCCUCUGGUAUGACCCAAAACACCUUUUCUCGGCAUCUUCCAGUGUGAUACAUGAUCAAUCGACUUGGGGAAUGACAUGGUUUUAUCAUAUAUUCUGUAUUCCAAAUUGUUGUUGCCAUAGUAGGGAGAAUGUCCAGUAUAGAGUUCAACUGCAUUAGUCAAUAUAGAAUCUGCGAAUCCUGCACAAUUCCUUGGAACCUGAUUUUUUGGUUCCUGUUGUAAGUUGUAUAACUUUUGGAUUCCAGAUCACUACUGCUCAUGUACUGAGCAAUAUAUAUACACUUGACAC
Linum trigynum is the source of this 2103-nucleotide messenger RNA. The record is from the annotation of a GenBank genome assembly. Lineage: Eukaryota; Viridiplantae; Streptophyta; Magnoliopsida; Malpighiales; Linaceae.